Cyprinodon tularosa is the source of this 2032-nucleotide messenger RNA. RefSeq names its product purine-rich element binding protein Ab (gene purab). Bases 92 to 937 code for a protein of 281 amino acids. Gene Ontology annotation, cellular component: nucleus. Gene Ontology annotation, biological process: regulation of transcription by RNA polymerase II. The transcript has a single exon. NCBI's taxonomy places the organism in Eukaryota, Metazoa, Chordata, Actinopteri, Cyprinodontiformes, Cyprinodontidae. The record is from RefSeq and is a predicted model, not a curated record. Gene Ontology annotation, molecular function: DNA-binding transcription factor activity, RNA polymerase II-specific; RNA polymerase II transcription regulatory region sequence-specific DNA binding; purine-rich negative regulatory element binding.
CUCGCGAUAGAGCAGCGGAUCGGCUUGACGGGCAGUCGAGGUUGCAGCAGGCAGAGGAAGACGGUGGAAGGUAACGCAGGGAGGCAGCAUCAUGGCGGACAGAGACAGUGGCAGUGACCACGGAGGGCCCAUCGCAGGCCCCGGCUCGCUGCCCCCGGGCGCGAUGGGCGCCAUGUCUCGGCUGCAGCACGACACCGAGGAGCUCGCCUCCAAACGUGUCGACAUCCAGAACAAACGCUUCUACCUUGAUGUGAAGCAGAAUGUUAAAGGCCGCUUCCUAAAGAUAGCCGAGGUCGGCGCUGGGGGAAACAAGAGCCGCCUGACUCUCUCUAUGUCCGUGGCCGUGGAGUUCCGUGACUAUCUCGGGGACUUUAUCGAACAUUACGCCCAGCUGGGCCCCACGAACCCAGACAUGGUGCAGGAUGAGCCCCGGCGGGCGCUGAAGAGCGAAUUCCUGGUGCGGGAGAAUCGGAAAUAUUACAUGGAUCUGAAAGAGAACCAGAGGGGGCGGUUCCUGAGGAUCCGGCAGACCGUUAAUCGGGGCCCCGGAUUGGGAAGCGCGCAAGGCCAGACCAUCGCUCUGCCGGCGCAGGGUCUCAUCGAGUUCCGUGACGCUCUGGCCAAACUCAUCGACGACUACGGCGUGGACGAGGAGCCGGCGGAGCUCCCGGAGGGCACCUCUCUCACGGUCGACAACAAGCGCUUCUUCUUCGACGUGGGCUCCAACAAGUACGGCGUGUUCAUGCGGGUGAGCGAGGUGAAGCCCACGUACCGGAACUCCAUUACGGUCCCCUGCAAAGUGUGGUCCAAAUUCGGCAACACCUUCUGUAAAUACGCGGAGGAGAUGCGGAAGAUCCAGGAGCGGAGUAGAGAGAAGCGGGCCUCCGAACUGCUACCUGAGGGCCCGCACGGCGCUGAUGACGGAGACGAUGACUGACUGAGGAGCGCAGGUGAACCGAGCGAGACGCAUCCUGAACUGUGAGAGAAUAGAAAAAUAAAAGAUGAAAAACCCGAGACUUUUUAACUGUAAGAUAGAACGAGAGUUUCCACGGUAAUCAACCCCCCCCCCCCCCCCCCCCCCCCCCCACACACACACACACACACAACCUCCACAGACAUGGCAGCACCUUCCGCUGCCUCCUCGCUCAUUUUACUGGAUGUCACCCCACUUACCACCCAUGUAACAGUAAGCCGCUGCUAUCAAGGAUGGAACUGUAAGAUAUGAACUGUUUCCUACUUGGUUUAAAUGACAAUGAACAGAGUGUUUAUAGCCUAUCUCUAUCAAUGACAUAUUUUGCACACAUCAAAGCUAUUUCAAAAAAAAAGAAAAGUAAAUGUUUUCAAACUGCAUAUAUGCUAAGAUUUAAUCAAAGUAAAAAGCAGAGGUCUAUUAUAUGAAUCGAUCGUCUUCAUGUUGAAUUAAUAUUUGACAUCAGCACAAAGAGAACAUCAUGUAUAAUGGAUUUUAUGAAACCAAAAUCAGAAACCAGAAGAUGUAAAGUUUACUUAUUAAGGUACGCAGAGUAAAGGUAAAAGCACUUGUAUGGAAUAAGAAGCACUAGAAGGUUUUUAUAAACCUGUCAGCAUGUCGGCUCAUGCUUUGCGAAGAAGUUGGAGUGUUGGACUCUGGUUUGACCUAAAGCGUGCUCAGCUUACAGUAUUUCUUUCAUGCAAUUCUGGAAAAGUUCAGACAGAAUUAAAAAGCCUUCACAGAGGGCCUUUAAAGAGGAAAAAAUGAUAUUAAUAUUGAUAGUGGGAUAAAUCUGAGCUUCUCUAUUGAAUAUCAACUUUCUUGCACCAUGUCCAUGUAAACCUAAAGGAGAAAAGUGCUAACUUAGAUGUACUAAUUAUGAUUUUGUGAAUCAGCUGUAAAAAAAAAAAAAAAAACGAGAUCCUUAUUAAGAGACCCACGUUUUCUGUGGGUAAAAGUCUUUGUUUUAUUCGUUUCUUUGUCACUCUUUUCCUCUGGUUGGUGUGGGGGAUGCAAAAAAAAAAAGAAAAAAAAAGGUCGAGGUCUCUUGGCGCAAGACGC